AUGCCACUGCAGCCACUAUGGCAGCCACUACUGCCUCUACAGCCUCAGCCCCUAGCCCCUCUGCAGUCUCAGCUCCCAGCUCAGCUACAGCAGCAGUCUCAGCUCUCGCUUCAGCCUCUACCACCACAUCAGAUACAAGCGCCACUGCAGCCUCAGCCUCAUCCACUGCCUCAGUUUAAUCUGCCGCCACAGCCUCAGCUUCGACCACAACAGGCCCUUCAGCCUCACCCGCCGCCUCCACAGCCCCCGCCUCGGCCUCAGCUACAAGCCCCUCUGCAGCCUCAGCCGCUGCAGCCUCAGCUUCGACAAAGGCAGCCACUACUGCCUCAACUACAGCCUCAGCUCCAAGCUCAUCUGCAGCCUCAGCCACUGCAGCCUCUACUCCAACCACAACAGCCCCGGCCUCAACCACUGCUUCAGCCACCGCAGGCUCAACCCCAGCUCCAAACAUGGCCUCAGCUACAACCUCAACCACCUCAGGUUCAGCUUCAGCCCCAACUGUGGCCUCAGUUUCAACUGCAACUGCAACCGCAGCCUCAGCCCCCAUUACGGCCUCAGCUACAAUUGCAGCCUCAAUUGCCACCUCAGCCACAGUCGCAGCUUCAGUCUCAGCCUCAGCCUCAGCCUCAAACACCCUCUACAGGUACGCCAACCUCACCAAAUGACAGUCAUAUGAUAAAAGUGUUGGAAAAUCAAAAUGAACUCACCAGACUGCUCAUGAAACAACAGUUGUCAUCCACCUUACCACAGGGCAGCAUUCCGGUCUUUGAUGGUCAGGUACUAGAAUACAAGUCAUUUAUUCAUAGUUUUGAAAACAUGAUUGAAAGCAAAACUGACAACCAGAGAGACCGUUUGCAAUUUCUGAUUCAGUACACAAAGGGCCAGGCACAACGACUAGUUAAGAGCUGUGAAUACAUGGAACCGGAUAAAGGAUAUAAAAAAGCACUGAAAUUACUGAAGGAGAAUUUUGGCAACGAGUAUAAAAUCUCUUGUGCUUACUUGGAAAAGGCCCUCUCAUGGCCUCAGAUCAAACCACAGGAUGCAAAGUCCCUGCAGGAGUACUCCAUGUUCCUGAGGAGCUGCUGCAAUGCAAUGGAGGAAAUGUCGUACAUGGAGGAGCUGGACACGAUAUCCACAAUAAAAAGCAUUGCCGUGAAGUUGCCCUACAAACUCAGGGAAAAAUGGCGCAACAAAGCAUUUGAGCUACAGCAAGAACGUCAAAGCAGGGUAAGAAUUUCAGACUUUGUGUCUUUUCUUGAAAAGCAAGCCCUCAUAGCAAGUGACCCCAUGUUUGGAGAUCUUCAAGAUCAGUCAGUCGUUAAAGGAAAAACUCCUGUUAAAACACGGCCCUCCAAGUCCUCUAGCAGUAGCUAUGUGACUAGUGUAGCCCCUGUCACAGGAGCAAGUGCUGACCCAUCUUGUCUGUUUUGCAGCUCCAAACAUGCACUAGACUCCUGCCAAAAGUUCACAAAAAAGGCCCAUAGAGACAAACUAAGUUUUUUGAAAACCAAGGGGAUCUGCUAUGGAUGUCUGACCCCAGGGCACAUUAGCAAAGAUUGCAAUAGGCGUCUUACCUGCAACGUGUGCAAACGAACACAUCCAAGUAGCCUUCACAUCCCAACCAAGGAAACAGUCAGUCCAUCUGCUGUUAGUGUAGCAGAGUCAUGUCAUAUAGGGGCCGGAGACCAUGAGAGCAUUCUCUCCAUUGUACCAGUGAAUGUCAAGGCAGCAAAGGGCAGCCAUGUCAUACAAACGUACGCUCUGCUGGAUCCUGGGUCUUCUGCCACCUUCUGUUCAGAAGACCUCAUGACACGUGUGUCACUCAACACUGAACUGCUACAGGGUCCAGACCUCACCAACACUCUCCUUGGAGUCAUCAUGAGGUUUCGCAAAGAGCCCAUUGGAAUCAUGGCCGACGUCAAAUCAAUGUUCCACCAGGUAGCAGAGACCAUCAAGCACAACUUUUACGUCGACGACUGUGCCAGGUCAGUGUCCAGCGAGUCCGAUGCCAUCCAGCUGGUAAGAGAUCUCACUGCAUUGUGCAGCAAAGCCAAGCAGCUGCUACAGGAGCUCUGUCAGGCGGGCUUUGGAUGGGAUGAGCCUUUGCCACAGGCCAUAUCAAAGCGAUGGAUGGAAUGGACCAACAGCUUGGAGAUGAUCAAAGGCUUCAGUGUGCAGCGCUGUCUGAAACCAGAGGGCUUCGGAGUGACCAGGUGUGCCGAACUACAUCAUUUUGCAGACGCCAAGCUGAAGAGGGCACUGAUGUCUCUCCAUCAGAAGAAGAUCCAAGACGCCCUGCUUCCUGAUGGCGUUGAAUGGAGCUUUAACCCACCUGCUGCAUCACACCAUGGCGGAGUCUGGGAAAGGCUCAUUCGAUCCGUCCGGCAGGUGCUCAACUCCACUCUGCAUCAGCAAACCACAGACGAUGAAGGCCUUCAAACCCUGUUCUGUGAGGUGGAGGCCAUCCUGAACAGCCGCCCCCUCUCCACAGUGUCCUCAGACCCCUAUGACCUGGAACCGCUGACCCCCAAUCAUCUCCUUUUGUUGAAGACCACGCCCACUCUGCCCCCUGGAGUCUUCCAGAAGUCUGACAUCUACGCCAAGCGCCGCUGGAAACAGGUCCAGUACAUGGCUGAUCUCUUCUGGCUUCGAUGGACGAAAGAAUACCUCCUCCUGCUCCAAGAGAGGCAGAAAUGGACAGGCACGAAGAAGAACUUCAACAUCGGAGACAUCGUGCUGGUCGUCGAUCCCACUGCUCCACGAGGGUCCUGGCCAUUAGGAAGAGUCCUGGAGACCAUAUCGGACGCCAAAGGCCUGGUCAGGUCUGUGAAGUUGAAGACCAAGACAUCAGUCCUUGAGAGGCCCAUUACCAAGCUGUGCCGGAUUCUUGAGGCUGAUGACGAAUCCUGA
This is a messenger RNA of Engraulis encrasicolus (European anchovy), 2910 nucleotides long. RefSeq lists its product as uncharacterized. The record is from RefSeq and is a predicted model, not a curated record. The coding region runs from base 1 to 2910 and encodes 969 amino acids. Gene Ontology annotation, molecular function: nucleic acid binding; zinc ion binding. NCBI's taxonomy places the organism in Eukaryota, Metazoa, Chordata, Actinopteri, Clupeiformes, Engraulidae. The transcript is spliced from 5 exons.